AUGGCGGCGACCUCUGCGGCGUCGUCGGAGGCUCCAAUGUCAUCGCUGCAGGUCGCCGCAUCUUCCAACUUCAGUGCCGUCGCACCCGCGAGCGCGCUGUCGCCAGCGGCUCCAGCGGCCAGUCCCGCGGAAGCGCACGCAGCCGGCAGCAGCGCAUCUGCGUCCGCGGAGGAGCCGCCUGCGGUGCCAGCGGGGGUCAGCGAGAUCGUGAGGCCAGCGGAUGGCCCAAAGGCCACGCCAAGGAACAUAUUGGCGAUGGGUGGUGCUGCACACGCGCGGGCGUCCGCGCCCCCAGCCGAGGUCCCAGAGGCCCCAUCGGACGGCGCAUCCGGACGGCACGGCAGUGCUUCCACGCCAGCCGGCGGGCCUACUGGGGCAGAUCACGGGAGUCUCUGGGGACAGCUCAAGGAGGCCCUACACUUUGCAGCGAGCACGCUCGGCGAGCACUUCUCGGAGGAAAAUGACACCACGAAUGACAUUCUAGUCGGUGGCGACCUAAGCGAACUGUAUUCAGAGUAUGUGCGAGCUGGGUUUAUCACGAUGGGAGUUCAGGAUGCGAACGGGAGCGUGCCUACAUAUGCCUUGUCGGCGGAGUCCACGUGGCACAAGUCCAUCGCCGUGCUGUGCGCCAUAUCGGUUCCUGUGAUGCUGUUAGUCGUGACCACCGGAUUGUAUUUGCACUUCAAGGGAGAUCCCUUACCAACGCCAAGUGCUCUGUAA
Messenger RNA from Prorocentrum cordatum, 720 nucleotides. The record is from the annotation of a GenBank genome assembly. NCBI's taxonomy places the organism in Eukaryota, Dinophyceae, Prorocentrales, Prorocentraceae.